GCUUUCUACCAUCAUUGACGUCACACACAGUCAAAGAUGUCUGACUUCGAUGCUUUCGAAAGUGAACCUCCAGCACAAAACGAGGAGGAGGACCCAGCAGCUGCCUUCUUGGCCAGGGAACAAACGGAAUUAGCUGGUUUAGAAGAUGAUGAAUUCACACAACAAACUGAUGAAGGGCAGUAUGAUAUGUUUGAAGGUGGAGAACCCCAAAUAAUGAAUGGAGCCCCAGGUUUCAUGGGAGAAAACCAGUUUGAUGAAGCUCAGACAAAUGGCCCCUCUGAUGCAUACUCGGCCAUCACCUCAAUGGACAAAGAGAGGAGUGAACCAGAAAAACUCAGGAUUUGGAGAGAAGAACAGAAAAUGAGAUUAGAAAAGAAAGAUGCAGAGGAGGCCCAGAAAAAGGAAGAAUGGAGAGAGGCAGCGAAGAAGGAGUUGGAUGAUUGGUACAAACAUCACAAUGAGCAGAUACAGAAGACAAAGGAAACAAACAGAACUGCUGAGGAAGCUUUUGUGAAGGACCGAGACACGACACAGCCUGGUGGAGAGUGGGAGAAAAUCUGUAGAUUGUGUGAAUUCAACCCCAAAAAUUCCAAAAACACCAAGGAUGUGUCAAGAUUACGCUCCAUUCUCCUGCAGUUAAAGCAGACACCAUUAGUACGAUGAAGUAAAACAGCAUCAUUCCCUCAAUUUGUAGUUGUGUGUUGUGACUGAACAGCAUGUACAAUUUAUUUGUUGUCAAGUAUGAAAGAAAUAACAGAGAAAAUAAACGAGGACUUUUCAUGUUGAAUUUUAUAGAUCAACUGUAAAAGAAAUUUAGGAAAAAAUAUAAUUGUAAACAGUCAAGCCAUUUUGUGAUAUUCAAGUAAUCAAGUUCAUUUUUCACUCAUAUACUUAUUGGUAUAAUGUUAGUAAGAAAAGAUACAUGUACUUCAAAUAAGUUUUUGAUGUCACUGUUAAAAAUGUAAUAAAGUACAUCUAUGAUAAGAUA
Messenger RNA from Saccostrea echinata, 988 nucleotides. Its product is annotated as clathrin light chain A-like. Gene Ontology annotation, biological process: clathrin-dependent endocytosis; clathrin coat assembly; intracellular protein transport. Bases 37 to 663 code for a protein of 208 amino acids. Gene Ontology annotation, cellular component: postsynaptic endocytic zone cytoplasmic component; plasma membrane; clathrin coat of coated pit. The record is from RefSeq and is a predicted model, not a curated record. Gene Ontology annotation, molecular function: clathrin heavy chain binding; structural molecule activity. Lineage: Eukaryota; Metazoa; Mollusca; Bivalvia; Ostreida; Ostreidae. The transcript is spliced from 5 exons.